AUGUCAUCUCUAUUGCCUAAUAAACAGUAUCGUCUCGUUUUCAAAUUCCGCAACAAAAAAAUGAAAAUACCUAGGGACAUUGUUUUUCAGGUUACUCGUGGAUUCAGGGCUAGAACAAAGGGUUGCCUAAAGCUAGCAUCCGUGAGAGCCGCCAAAGCUCUGAACUACUCGUUUUACUCCAGGAGGAAGCGGCACGCCCAGAUUCGAGUCCACUGGAUUUCUACCAUAAACAGGUCCUCCAGGGAGUGGAUGCUGAUAUACUCCAGGUUUGUUGGAGCGCUGAGCAGGCUAAACUGCACUUUAAACAAAAAGUCGCUCUUCAACCUGGCGCUCACCGAACCCGUGAGCUUCAAGUGCCUGGUCGACGAGUCAAAAUACGUAAUUAACGAGAGAACGGAGAAGCUGCGAGACAUAAGUACCCUGUAA
Molecule: messenger RNA, 426 nt
Organism: Theileria orientalis strain Shintoku
Lineage: Eukaryota; Apicomplexa; Aconoidasida; Piroplasmida; Theileriidae
Product: ribosomal protein L20
Exons: 3
Coding region: 1-426 (141 amino acids)
Biological process (GO): translation; ribosomal large subunit assembly
Cellular component (GO): ribosome
Molecular function (GO): rRNA binding; structural constituent of ribosome
Source: RefSeq, a predicted model, not a curated record